Molecule: messenger RNA, 16112 nt
Organism: Dermacentor andersoni
Lineage: Eukaryota; Metazoa; Arthropoda; Arachnida; Ixodida; Ixodidae
Product: beta-1-syntrophin-like
Cellular component (GO): intracellular anatomical structure; dystrophin-associated glycoprotein complex
Molecular function (GO): structural molecule activity; protein binding
Source: RefSeq, a predicted model, not a curated record
CUAGAACACUCCAAUCGUGAGGAAGCGAAGCGGCGACCACACUGAGCUCGUUUUAUUUUUCCCAAUUCCGCUUUCCACUAACAUAAGCCAACGUGCCAUCAUGUUGUGUAAUAAAGUUUUUCCGUCCAUCCAUUUUUAGAGUGUAUGUAUUGUACUCAUAUAUACGUACAUGCGUACGUGCGCCGGAACACGGAACAACGAACACCCCGAAUCACUGGAAUCGAAACGCGAACGCUGCGAAGUGCAAGGUUACACCACUACGCGGCCUUCCUGGAUUUCCUUUCUCUACGGCGUUGCGCGCGUGCGCGGCCGCCGUGUACUGCUGGCUGCGCCCUCAGUUGCAGACGAGUUGCAGCUCGCGAGCCGUCGUCCGUCGAGGGCUAAGAUGGCGACUACGACGUCGUCGUACACUCGCACGGGCGUGCUUGAAGUGUACGCCAAACAGCAAUGGCACAAAGUGCUAGCGACGCUCGAAGAGGACCAUCUCAGUUUGUGCCUAGACGAGAGCUAUGAAGUACCGCCAAUCACUAAUAACGGCACGCUUUCGGAUAGCGAACCAAGCGACAUCCCGGAAAGCAUCGCCAACACCAAGCGGGUCGUCCGAGUAGUUAAGCAGGACAACAACGGUCUCGGCAUCAGCAUAAAGGGCGGCAAAGAGAACAAGAUGCCCAUCCUCAUAAGCAAGAUCUUCAAAGGCAUGGCAGCAGACACAACGGAACAGCUUUACGUUGGAGACGCCAUCCUGUCGGUCAACGGGGAAGAUCUGAGGGACGCAACACACGACGAAGCGGUCAGGGCCCUCAAGCGUGCCGGCAAGGUUGUUGACUUGGAAGUGAAAUACCUGCGGGAGGUGACGCCCUACUUCCGCAAGGCAUCCGUGCUGGCGGAGAUGGGCUGGGACUUUGCACCAGGCGGCCUGCUGUCCCGGGGAACUGCGGCGUCGCAUCCACAGGGUCGGCCCGACUGCCGGCGCGUGCCACUGCUGCUGUGCCAGCUGGCGCGCUCGCUCACCGUACCAGAGCCGCGUGUGCUUGAACUCCACUCGCCCGACAGGCGCAGCGUGUGCCUGCUUCGCUGCGCUGACGCGGCCCAAUGCUCCGCCUGGUUCAAUGCGCUGCACGCGGCCCUGGCACGCGUCAUGGCGCAGGCCGUAGUUGAGGCCGGACACCUGCUGCGCGAUGUACUCGACCAGGCGCAACUCCAGCACAUGGGCUGGCUCUCCGAGAAGACACGGGAAGAUUCAGUGACGGCACAGUGGCGUGCUGUGUUCGUUGCAAUCACAGACAGGGACCUCCUGUUUUAUGACCUGGUUCCCUGGACCAAGGAGGCCUGGGCUGUGCCUGUGCACAGUGUGCCUUUGCUUCACACUAGGCUUGUGACAACAAGUUCUGGCAGGGUCUCCGUGGGACCAUCAGCUGGGGGUGAGGCAACCACACUGACACUGCGACUUGGCACGCGCCAGGGAGUCCAGUCACGGCUCAUGCGUGUUGAAACCCACCGAGACCUGGCAGUGUGGGCACGCCACCUGGUGCAUGGUGCCCAUCUUGCUGUGGCUGCCGCCAAGGAAGUGCGCUUUGCCUGUCUUUUCCAAGGCCAGGAAUGCACUCUUACAUUACACUAUGAAGAUGGCUUUCUUUUGCAAGAAAACCGCAGGCAACUGACCCUCUGGCAGUUUUCAUUCGAAAGACUACGAAAUUCUGGUGAUGAUGGCAUGCGUCUCGCUUGGCUUGACUUUGGUGGAGAAGAUGGAGAAAAGGAGCUGGACUUGAUGCAGUGCCCUAAACCAUUUGUGUUCACACUGCACACAUUCCUGUCUGCCAAAGUAACCCGGAUGGGCCUUGUGGCAUGACAACUACAGGACCACCACGUCGCAGCAGCUGCUCCGUUGGUGCAGCAGCAAUGGCCCAUCUUGGGAUGCUGAGCCACACCUAGGAAAAUAGCAGCUGUGCCUCUGUUGCCAGGACUGUGUAAAAAGACAAGCCAGAGCAGUGAGUGGGCUUAAAGUGGGGCCAGAACAUUACUCCUGCUCGUGAAUGCAUGGGGUGUAACGACUAUGGCUUCAUGCAGGUGAGGCAGGCUAUGUAGCCCAACCACUGCUCUAGCUGCCAUUCGUGUCCAUGCAACCUUUCACGGCCUGCAGAUGCCCUGGCAGCAGAUGUGCCUGCACUAACAGCCGCAGGUGAAUUUUGUCACGCAUCGUGGUGGUCUCACAGGCUUGUUGCCUGGGAACACACUAAAAAAAUACAACUGGAGAGGACCCUCAGGGGGCCAGCAUUUACACAGCGUCUAAAGUUUCUACCAAGCUGCCCUUAAGGGACACUGAAGGAAGGAGCUGAAACGUGCUGCCCAUUUAACAUGCACUCCAUCAGUUGUGACCCGGUGAUCGUCGGGGUGCAACUUUUCAUCAUCUCACACAGCAGCAUUCCUUCAAGGGACAAGAAAUUACAUCUGUCAUAUAGUGGAAUUGUAAUGCCUCGCGUCAGCGUGUAGGAAAUGAAUGCUGUGAAAGAUGUCUAUGUAGCUAAGUAGCAAGCUUUUUAUCAGAUUCUCUGUGUUUAGUGGCGUUCAGCUGCAAAAAAAAAAACACACACACAGAAGAAAAACAAGAAACCUUUUUUUGUUGUAAGCAAGACAAAAAUCUGUGCUGCAUCACCUGACAUGUCUCAACAGGUGGACUUGCACCGUACUGUUGCUGCAUUCCAAGUGCAGGUCUUCCAGUUGAUGCAUUUGUGGCAUGAAUGGCAAUGCCUUACCUUUAGUUCUUUAGCUGUAUCAUUGUAAUGCCUAUUGUGCUCAUGUGUGUUACAUUUUAUUGGUUCAUAUAUUCAUAUCUUGCAUUUCUGUUGCUAGUUUAAAUGCAACACUGUUUCAUAAGUGCUUUUGGAAACAAAAUUUGCACAGCUGAAAAUGACAUUAUCAUAAACUUUUCACAUGAAACAAUUUUACAAUCUGUUCUUACCUUACUCUAGGACAAAUAACAAUGCGUGCUCUGUCACCCUGAGCUGGCUGGCAUCACGUGAGUUAUAUUGGGUAGUGAGGGAGGGUCAGGGGGAGUCUGCUUAGUAGCAAAUGCUCUAAAGCUGUUUACAGUGUUAAUGAGAAGGUGUGAAUUCUAUGCCUGACUAUGCAAAGCUACUUCAGACAAGGGCGGUUAAGGAACAGGUAGGCGUGUUUUUUUUUUGUUUUUUUGCUGUGUGCAAGAGCAAAAAGUUAUCACAUUGUAGCCCCCAAGCACAUUUAUACUUAUGUCACAUUUUCUUUGUUUUGUGCAGUAACGGGCAAAAAAAUGAUGUGCUGGGCCAGAAAACAUUCAAAAUGUUUUUGUUGGUUUCAUGUGCUUUAUUGCGAUUGAAUUAUAACCAUUGUCCUCAGUGCAAAUUGUGGCCCUUCAGUUCUGAGUUGCAAACUUUUAAGGACUUAAUACUUUUUAGCUCACUUUCACUUUAUUUUAUUGUUAACUUUUGAUGCUUAGUUGCUGUUGCUUGGCCUUAAGCUUUUUGUUAUUGAUGUGUUGUUGUGAUAGGUAUGAAUUGCAACAUUGAAGCAGUGACCACCAGAUAGUACUCUAUGACACGCUGGUUGUGCCAUAAAAUGGUUUAGCUGAGUGAAAAGUGGAGGUUGCACCAUUUCAAAGGUGCACAUACCUCCUUGAGUGCCUUCAUUGUUCUCUUCUUUCUUCGGAGGCACUGCAACCAAUGAUUUACAGGCUUGUCCAGUUACUAAAAUGUUAAAUGAGAGUGGCGGCCUGCUGGGACAAAAUAAGCCACUUUGCUCAUCUGAAGUUGUACUCUGCAAAGAAGUGGCAUUUAAUUUUUCUACGAAGUAAGAAGCAGCAGAAAAAAAUUUAUAUAUAUAAGGGCGUUCCAAAGUUUGUUUUCAGGUAAAUUGCAUCUUGGCAUCAGCUUACCCUAUUACUUGGGGUAUGCUUACGUUUCGGCCAUGGCUUAUGUGUUGCAACUUGUACUGAUCGUAAUAGUAUGUGAUCUCUCUCUCUCUCUCUCUCUCUCUCUCUCUCUCUCUAUAUAUAUAUAUAUAUAUAUAUAUAUAUAUCCAUCCUCUUUUAUUUCUUGUUUUCUUUUUUUUUUUCUUUUUAUUCGUGCUUAAAGUGUUGAAAGCUUUUCACAGCUAACUUGUAUAUCACUAUGACAAAACAAAUCUAAAGGAUAGUUGCUCAUGCUUUGUUUGCUAUAACAGUCAUAGCAAAAGAAAUUUUUGUUCACGAAAGGUUUAAAUAUGUAUUCUGGUAACCAAAAUUUCAAAUUCAGUCACCAUCUAAUUUUUCAGGUACCCAAUUUUCUUACCUGCGCAUUUACAUGGACAGUUAUCUGCAACACCUCCACAUACCCCCAGGACCAACUUAUAAUGUGAACUGAAAUUUUGGACACCACACAGUGUGCUUCUCAAUUUUCCAAUCAAGGUCCUCAUGCGUAAACCUGCAAACAUGGUACCUAUGAGCAAAGUUGCUGCUACGUAGCCUUGCUUCCAAAGACCAAACCAUAACUUUACUUGUCAACUCCCAAUGAGGCAGCGGUAGUUGAGCCUAAAGCCCUACAUCCACGCGUCACCGCCGACCAGGAAAGCGGCGGUGGCGCGUGGAUGUAGGGGCUUUAGUUGAGCCUAGUGGCCUAGGCAGUACAGCUGUGACAAAGUUUCGUUGGUGGUCUGUGGAGUGGCUGACAACAAGCCGCCAUGGGUAGCAAGUGGGCCGUCAUCGGCGAUCAAGCAUGAGAUCACACGUAAGGGCUAGCCUGAAAGUAGUGGAGCUCAGGUCCGUGUGCGAAGCUCUUCAUGUCUGAAAAAUUGGUUGGUGACUUACUCGGCAAGAGCAGCUUAACAUGGCACAUUUGGGAUGCACGUGCAUGUUUUGACCAGUGGCUUGGCUUGGUUGAACCACAGCCAUCUAGCCAAUGUGCCAGUAUGCCAAUAUCAUGUGAUCACAUACCGAUGGCACAAUUGUGUAUUAGAAACCAUGCAAAACUCGUGUAUGUGAGUUAUUAUUGUCGUAGUGCUAGCCACCGGUGCACCAUCAAAACGGGAAGGUGACUUUCUCUCGACAGAGGCAUCACGCUUGUGGUUCACAUAAACCUGAUUGUGAUUUUUUUGCCGAUAUCGGCACAUAUGCUUAUAACAAAUAUUGGCUAUAAUGAAGGUAUUUUCGUGUCAGAUGCAACUUCAUUAAAACAAGGUGCAACUUCAGUCUCUUUCUUUUUGUUUGGACAAUGGAGCUCAGCUGUGCACCUUUAAUUCAAUUAGCUGUUUGUUUAGAACUUUAUGGCAGCUGUUAUGCAUACCAUAGCUUCCUUUCUUUUUCUUUUCUUUUUUUUUCUUUGUAAGAAGUUUGAUCUAAGUUGAUGUCAGGGCUUUGUCAAGGGUACAUUGCACAGUGCUAUAGGUUGUUUGUUUGAUGACUACAUGAUUUAUACAUGCCUAAGGGUGAGGCAGGGAAUCACAUAAAAAAGUGCCACCAGGAACUGUGCAUCAUAGUUGUGACUUAUACUAAGAAUAUUUAUAAAAAAAGGUUUCAAAUGUGUUAUUUUAGUGCUGGAACUUACUGAUUCCAUCAGAAAAGCAACCUUACAUUAACAGGUGGAAUAACUACCUUCCUGUUGCUUCUACACUGAGUCAUUAUAAUUGAAUAAUUUUAGACUCUUGUCUCUUUGCAACUGCUGUAACAUUUAGAAGGCACCAAUUAUGUGGCAGUAUACAGCUUUAUGAGCUGCUAAGCUUGAAUGAUUGAAUGUAAUGGAUUGCUUUUUCUUUCCUUUAAAGGGGCCCUAAACCACCCCUCGGGCUUGGUGAAAAAAAGAUAGCAUAUGCUACUGUGAACAUCUCAGCCAAAUUUUGCAUUUGUGCACAGCACAUGUAGCUCACAAGUGGAGCACAAAAUCACCUUUUUCUCAAACAUUCUCUUUUCAACAAAAACCUGCUCCUCACUCUUUUCUGGACACUUUAUUUCUUAAUAGAGCAGAUUCCAAUACGCGGCUGCUAUUGGUGGAUAGCUGACAUAAAUCAAGAGGGGGGUUUGAAUCAGUGCGCUUCUUCCUACUGUUAUUGUGUAUAUUUAUUGAUGCAGUUUAAUAAACAGGCAGAAGUAAGCAAAAAUCUGCUUUUGAAUUUCGGUAAGAAUUGCGUACUUCUGGAAGAAGCAGACUAUCGUCUGCCCAUGCUCAGCUGUGGCUGGCCACGUAGGAAUUAAACUUUGGCCACCCUGCUUAUCGGUGUCAUAGCCAUCGGGACUCUCUAAUUUCGACUAGUUUUGAACACUCAACUAGCUUUGAACCACAUGAAAUUUAAGGUCAGACCACACGCACGCUUGCUAGCACACCUGGCCGCUCCUGGCAGACUUUGCUUCGUAUUGAGCUGUUGAUAGCUCUUCAAUAUGCAUAAGUCGAAUGUGGCUACUCUCCAUCAGUCAAGCUGGUGCAAGACAAAGCUGGUCUGCACCAUGUCGCAGAGUCAGACAGGAGCAUAUGAGCACAAGCGCACACUCAAGCCCUGUCAUGCACAAAGCAAACGCUGCAGUUGCAUGUAACUGUGGUCUACUACAUAGCGUAGAUACUGCAGCCACCAUGGGUUGCCGCGACGAGUCCUCUGGCUGAGCACACUGUGGCUCACUGAGGACAGCUGCGUUUGGUGCUCAUAGGUGGCAAAAUCGGAAGUAGUGCCACCUACGUGAACAUCUAAAAUCAAAUUUGAAAUGAACUACACGCCACCGUGAUACUCGGUAGGCAGAGCGUUGUGGGCAUGCCCCGCUCCGCCGUAUAGCCUUCGCAGUGCAAGUCAUUGAAGAAAGAGGGGAAGCACUGUGAAGGGGCUGUUUGAUUGCCAAUAACUCCACUUCUGCUGAACACAUUGAAGUACUCUUUGCAGCAAGGUAUUUCUGAAAUAGCCUAAUUUGACUUCAAAUUCAUUUCUUGAGUUCAAUAAAAAGUGGUUCAGGGUCCCUUUAAUAUGCUUUGCAUUAAAUGGGCACUAAAAGCAGACAUUAAGUUAGGCAAGACUGGUAAAUUACCUUUUUGGAACAUUAUUAGCUCUUGUUCUCUGUAAGGAGAUGGAGUGGGAAGCACUGAAGAUUAAACUUCUUUUUUGCAAGUUCACUUGCCUACAAAACAUGGUAAUUCCUGUGGUGCACCUGCUUUUGCUACGUCCAUUCUAAUAGAAGGUGUGACAGUUGGAUGAAAGUAGGGGCACCGGGAAACAGAGUUUACAAAGUGGUGACUAACCAAGCAAAACAAGAAAGCACCUGACUAGACUGCACAUCUCUUGGAACAGUGGUCAACAUGUUGUACCUUGUUGCUUCCCCUUAACUCUACAUAGGGAUGCUGUAUUACAUUGGUUUGGGUUCAUCAGAACGUGUGGUGCUCUUGAAGGCUUGUACUUAUUGGUAAUGUGUGCACAAUGAUGCUUCAUUGGCUAAGUCAGCAGCUUCAUCACUAUGGGUAGCAUUUGCAUCUUUGAUUCUUCGAUGAGCUGGUUUCAGAUUUCAAAAGUAGUGUCACCACGUGGGGCUUUUACAUUGCUUUCUGGUUUACUGAUGUUCUGGUUUUAGUAAAAGUGAGAUGCUUGUUAUCUUAAUACCAGUACCUAUCAUUUUAGCCCACUUUAAUGUUUGCCUUUAGUGCCUUUCAUUUUUUUCCAAGUUGAGGAAAGGGUAUUGAACAUUGAAAUUCGCUAGUACAUUGUAGGUGUCUAAGUAGGAUUACCUACUUUUAUUGGCAGUGUAUGGUAGGAACUACUACAAACCAUUUGUUUCAGUGAAAUUAUGUGCAUUGUUACUCCUGUUUGCUAUUUUAAACUUUAUAUAUAUAAGGAUGUUCAAAAAAAUAUCUUGUGUAGACCAGAUGACAGUGCAGCUUUCACUGUGGCUGCAUGAUCUUGGCUCUAGUCAUUCUAGCAUGCCUGACAGCUAGCUCAAUGGCCCUCAUUUGAUGCAUUAAGUUGUUGUGGGAACAUUUCACCUAUUUCAGUAGCUGUGGAGUCUGGACUUUCUUCACUUAUUAUAGAAAGAGCUAUUGCUGGCUUCACUUUUAUAACAUCAUGGUCCUUUUAUUUGGGACAUCUUUUAACACUAUACAUGACCAUAUUCAUAUCCAGAAAAUUAUUAUAUUCAAAGGCAGCUCUGUCAUGUGGACAAAUAUGGACUUUUCAUGCAUGUUACACUUCGGCUUUGUGGUCUUGUUUAUGUCUGGGGGUUGCAGCUAAUAAGCACGGAGAAUUGUGAUGAGGACAUAUUUUCAGGACUAUAGCAAGCUCAUUGAUGUAAGCAUGUCACAGACUGCAGCAUCGUUACCGGUUGUGAAGUUUCAGUAAUAAUUAGAGGGAAGUAAUACCAGUCUAAAGAGCUGAAUUCUGGAGUACUGGCAGUUCAUUUAUUGGAGUUAUUGCUAGUGCCUGUAAAAGAAGCAGGACAUGUUUGGCCUUUUUGAGUGAAAGUGCUUUGUAGCCGUGUCAUUAAAAAGCUCAGGUCACUGUGAAAGUGAAUAUUUAUUACGGGAUAAAGCAAUAAGAGGAUCUACUUCAUGGAGCACUUGUUGGUGUUCAACAAAAGAAAGGAAGGUCCUGUUAACUGGGCCUCUUGUUGCUUCCAAGUAUAUUUUGUUUUAGUGUGACAGUGCAAAAGAAUCUUCCGAGCACGAGGGGGGCCAGCGGUCAUCGGCUGGCAUCAACUUUGUCCUUAUCCUGUUUAGAGAAGCUCCCUAUCUUCUAUCGUGUUGUUUUCUGUAAUGUUUUCUUUGCACACACACAAAAAAAAAAAACUGCAUUUGUACAACGAAAAUGGCUGGACGGACAGCAGUUAAUGCCAAAGAAGCAAUUCUCCAAAAGGAAGUACACCCACUUUUGGUACACUUGCAUGCAUUGCUUCUAUUUCAAGAUGUGGUCAUGCCUCGAUUAACUUUUGUAGUUAUACAAAGUUUGUGUACUGUUGUCAUCAUUGUUUACACAGCUGUAAUGUGCACAUUUGUACACAGAGGGUCUGGGGUAACCUUAGCAAUGCAUUGCAUUUGCUGUAUCUUUGUAUGCAACUUUUCCACUUGCGGACAUGUGGCACAAGUCAGUGCAUACUGGUGCACCACACUGCACUGUAUGCAAAGUGUUAAAGCCUGCACAGCCACGCGUAUUGCUUCAAAGGGUCCCAAAGCAGUUGUGGCCCAAGUAGGUCUUGCGGUGUGGGACACUUUCCUCAUGAGUAUAUCAAAUGGGAUUGGGUCCAUUGAACACCACUGCUAAGGUAUUCCACUACUGUAGUGCUGUGUGGCUUUGCACAGAAGUGGAGUUGACAAUAAGUGCGAAGUGCCCUUAUUUGCUGGCUCUGGAUGUUUUUGUGACUGUGGGUAUUGGCAUUGUACAAAUAACCUCCUUUGUUUAUUCUUUCAGUGUUUGCUGACAGUGCAGAUGUACUAUUAUACUUUUGUUGUUCAUUUCAUACCUAUUACCUGACAUUGUGCUGUUAGUACCAUACAAAAGAACAAACACUUUAACCUGGUAUACUUGUAUCUUUUACAAUAUGUGUCCAGUAUGGGGAGCCUGAAGUGUUAUGGUUUCUGUAAAGACAUGGUUGCCUCCAUCUUAUAAAGCUUUGUGAAGAAAUUUAGGGAGAUUGUAAAGUUUUGAGGUUUUUCAUGUGAUGUGGGCUGCUUUGCUAUAAGCUUCAUGGGAACUACAAGGUUUACUGCUGUUCCUGAACUCGCUUUGUCCCCAGAGCUUGCAUGUUGAAUAGACUAAUCGUCUUUGUUAUGUAUGCUUUGUCUUAAGAUGUGUUUGCAGCACCUUGUGCUUAACAUAUCACUGUUACUACAUUCAUUUAUGACUUGUGCCUCAAUAUGACAUAAAAACUGCCAAUGACAUUUUAGUUUUGUUCUCACGCCCUUCUAUAAAGUCUGUUAAAGAAUAAUGUGCAAAGUAUAUGUGUUGUAUUUCACUUGGUUUGAAUUACCAUUUGCGUGGGCAACCAGACAUCUGAAGAAGCUACUUUGAAAACACAUUUAAUCUCUUUUUAAAUGCCUAAAAGUCUUUUUAUUAAAUCUUUAUACUGUAUCAAAAAGUUGUUCAUCUUCACUUGUAAGUGCACUUUACCUUAGUACAGUGAAAUGUCUUUAUGAUGGCAAUGUGAAACACCAUCACAUGUAAGAAAUUUUGGCCUUAUGUGUUUUAUAUAUAAAAUACGGGUGGUUACUACAGAUAUGUGAAAAGCUCUAAGAAUUAGUUGCAUGCCCUAUUGAGCACCUAAGGGCAGGUUAAACUGUCUUAGAAUUAUCUUAAUUGGGAGUUUCAUUUAUGCCUGUCUAGCUGGUCUGAGUAGUAAAAACAUGGGGUAAGGUGCCGACCACAUGAAACUGCUAUACAUAAUGAACUAUUCGCAAAAAAGUGUAGGGACCUUUUUUUGUUCUUAGUUGUAAAUUUGACAGAUGCAUCUUAAGUGGUCCUAGAAAGCUUCAUUUCUGAGAGAACAUCUCAGAAAAUGCACCUUUUUCUUUAUUUUCCUUAGCACACUGUCUAGUAUGUUACAGGUGAGGUUUUCGACAUGAUUGUUAGCCCAUGGUUUAAGAGAUGGGCAUGUAGCUUACGGUAUGUAAGUGUUUAAUUGCAUGGUACCAUGUGAUAGUAACUUUAGGGGAAGAAGCCCUGAAAGAUUUGUUGUAUCCAAACUGUGUUAAUAAUGUAUACACAUUUGUCUGCUACACUCCCAUAUGCAUCUCUGGUUGUGCACAUGGUGCAUCCAUGUCAGGCUGUUUAUGACUGAUGCAAUUCACUGAAGAUUACUCAGACUUGGUGUAAAUGUUUGUCGGCAGUAAUCUAAACUGUUAAAACAAAUUGCAUGUUGACGCAGCACACACACACACGUGUGCACAUUUUGACACAAGCACAUCAACGUUGUCUCUAAGUGACAAUUACUGCCAAGAAUCUGCAUCCACAGUGAUAUACAAAUUUCACUGUGUUUCCAAUUUCUACAUGAGAAUAAAUGUUACUUUAUAUUGGAUUUCCAGUCUGGAUAUUUCCAUGCCAUGCAGUUUGUGUUUUCUCAUCUGAUCUGCAGCAGCUACUGGAGGUCUGUUGAACCGCAUGGCUUAAAUUUCUCCUUUUCAAAUUGCUGGUGGAGGGAACAUGUGAACUGAACUGGCUGCCUGGUGUUGUGCAGUACUUCUGCACACUGAUGUUUUGCUGCUGCCAUUGAUCAGUAGAGACCAUUGUGCACUUGGUAUUCUUAGUUAUUCAUUGAGGAUUAGUUCUUGCACACAAAUCUUCAUGACCCCCCACUCCUCCCCAAUCUACAUUCUUCAACCUAGCUUCUCUUGCAUCGUACCUUAGAUACCAACAUCACAGAAACUGUGUCUAGGCAUUGCCUUAUAGAAUUGGGACUUCACUACUUUUGUUCAUGUUUAUGGUGGUGCAUUAUGGGCCAUUGAUCAUGAUGCAGCACAGGAGGACAAAUUUGGUCAGUGUCAUACAGCAAGGAGUCAACACUUCUGCAAGUAAAUGUUUGCUGUCGGGUCCCAGAAAGCAGUCUAGAGGUUCUUGAAGCAGAAUUUGCAUUGGACGUUUAGUGUUCUGAAUAACAUUUGAGAUUGAUACUUCUUAGCAAUGGCUGCUUGGAUUAGUGAUGUCUUUAGCACUGCACUUUUGUUCACACAUGAGCAAAAAUCCCAUGGAGCCUGCACCUAUGCCCAAGGUGCAGAGCUGAGAAGUGGCUCCACAUGGGUAGCUACUGUCAAAAUUGCUAAAACUAGCACCUACUAAUGUCAGCCAACUGCCAUUAUUGGUGUGGUGGUCACUGUGUCGUUGGAUUUCUGUGUUUGUUAUUCUUGAAGGUCUAAGAAUAAAAAAGAAUUGUACAAUUUGCCUGACAUGUAAUGGUGCAUAUGAAGUAAAUUUGGAAAUUUAACAAGGUAGUGUCAUGUAUACUGUGGAAAAAUUUUGAAAACCUGCUUGUGGGUGAUGCCAGUUUCUUUAAGCAUACAUUUCUGGGAACAGCACGAGGAGACAUGCACACAGUAGAUGAAACUGGUUGACCCCAUGCCUAUUGCUACACUUAUUGAAAAUAUAUAUGAAGCAUGUGUGGAAUAUUUGGAAUGUCACCUGGUUACAGAAGUUAUAGGUGUUUUUUUCACAAUCACCUACCAACUAAGGAUAAAAGUCACCAUAUGUUGUGAAAAAUGUGUAAAGCCAAUUCACAUUCCUCUGGCGAUUUUCGUUUAGUGUUGUCAUAUGCUUACGGGUCAUUUUUGGCUAAUAAAUAUGAAAAUUCCUCGUAAAUUCCAGAGGUGACGGGUCUGCUUUUCUUUUUUUUUCAGAAUAUACUGUUGCAGCCUCAUUUUACUCGUGGGUUUGUCACAUCUGAUGCAUGACUGUAUUUAUCUCUAGUGUACCCGUUAUGCUGCAUAUGGUGUCUUAAAGCAAGUUGCACCAGCACCUCCUGUGAUGACCAUAAAUCUGCCUAGGUAAAGUAAAAAACAGCCACCAAGUGCAGGCCAAGUGACACAAGCUUAAUCAUGGCUAUAUGGUGCUGAGUCAAUGGAAAUUAGCAGUGUCUAACUAGCUUGUUGCUGGAAUCAAUUCUGAUUCAGCUUUGUGCCAGUUAAAUGAUGUGAUACUAACUGUGGCUACAAAGAGCUGUAGUUUAAUAGGAUUUGAAAAGGGAGUGCUGGUUAGAUACCACAUUAUUUUGGUCACUCACAAUUGUGUAUAAACAUUCACAAAUACAUUAGUAUUUGUGAAUGUUUCUUGCUAAUCUAGGACAAAAAUUUAAAUAAGUGCAUGUCAUAUCUGGUGUCAGCUACACACAUCUUUAAUAGAACAUAUUGAGUGUGAACAGAACACUAUGAAGAAGACAGACAAUGGAGCACUUCAGUGUUUGUCUUCAUGUUGUUCUGUCUGUGCUCAACAUAUUCCAUUUAGGGGGUCACCAACUAGCCAAGCACCAUGUCAUAUUGGGAUACACAUUUAUGGUAUUCAUUGUUAUAAUCCAUACAUUUGAAUUGCCUUAAAUCAGUAUGUGCUCUAUACAGUAAACGUUAACUUUGCCUGCAGAUGUGUGGCUGCAGAGUUCAUUGCUUGCCUGGACUUGCAGAAGUUCUGAAACUUUUUUAUUGUGGCAGUAAAAAAUUGAUACUUUGUGUUCUGCCACUCUACAAAGCCACCAAUGGAGUACUGUGUAAAAUGCAAUUCUCAGCAGGAAGCUUUUAAGCUCUAACCAUACUGCGACUCAUAUAUAAGGACAUCACACUUCAAAAGGUGCCUGCUGGUCAAGUGCCAUAUUAAAGUACUCAAACUGCAAGAUUCAAAGUCCUCUAAAUUUAGCGGGGUCUGUACUGCCUUCUACACACCAGCCUGCUUGUGCCAGUCACUUGCUACUGAUGUAAGCUUUUAUGCACCAUGGUGUGACUUGAUCUACUGCAUGCAUAACCAUGAGCCUUUCAGAAUUGAGACACCAUGCAGGUAUACGAGGCCUGCACACAUAAAAAGGUGGUUUAGACUUGCACAAAAGAAAGGUUAUUGGAAGGAAAGGCAUAAAUGAUUGUUUUUGUUCAAACACCUUAUGUGUAGUAUGGCUGCACUGCAUGUGUCUAAUACCUAUGAUCAGUCCUUCUGUUAAAAAAUUAUGAAUAAAUGUCACCCUGCUCACUCCAUCAACAGCCUUGCAAACAAGUUGCUACUAUUCAAUGGCAUUCAAACCGUUUUGCCUUUGAAAAACAAUGUUGCGCAUGCACGUGCCAUUUGUUAAGGCACUGUUAGUAAACUACAAAUUUCUUUAGUGAAUUUUGGACUCUGUGCAUAAUGAAUGCUCUGUGCGAAAUGAAUGCAUGCAUCUUUGUUUAACUGUGCACCAAGUUAAACUGGCGGUUUUAUGUUUACUACAGCACACAGAGUUGGUCGUGCUCACAACUGCUUUAUGCACCUUUGACACCUCCUACAGGUCUGUCCCCUGUCAUGGAGGCAUGCAGACAUGAUAGACAAUGCAGUUUGCGUUCAUGUCAAUUGCACAUAAAUGAUGCCAGAACCAUACAGUAAACACACUUCACUAUUUUUUUUUUUUUUUUCCCUUGUAUUCUCUUUUAGCUUUGUUUAUCCACCUGUACCUAAGAACCAUGCAUGGGCCAUGCUGAGGAGCACAGAAAUUGAAUUAAAACUGCUUUUGUGGUGAACAUGUUCACUUAAGAAUCAAAACGUAGCUUUUGCGAGAGUCAUUUAACCUGGUACUUUGCCCCUGCCAUGAGUAAUUGGCCAGUAGGGGAAGAGCUUACAGCCGAUGCAGGGUGAUGCACAUGUCAACACUCCCUCAUUUUCAUAAUGCUUGUCUGGCACUGAGGCUACAUUGUAAAGUGUUCUUAUGCAAAAUGUGUUUCGUCGCUGGCACGAACAAUGCUGCCUUCCGUUUCCAUGUCAAAGUGAAAAAAAAAAAGUAGUGUAUAGUUCCUCUGUCAUGAUGCUGUGGUGUGUGAUUUAUCCAUGAACACAUGGGUGUUUGUACUAAGAAUGAACAUUUUUCAGCUGAUGAUCACAUCAGUCCUUGUUAGUUCUCAUCUAUUCUAGGAAAACCUGGCAAUAAAAUUGCUUUUUAUUUUAGAUUAGAAGUGUCAGAAGUCUUCUAAAGAUAGAGAUGGAGCUGCUGUGUUCUUGUUCAAGAAUUUCAUUGGAAACUUGCUUCAGACUUUGAGACCACUGAGCUUUUUUGAAGAACUAGGACAGAAGUGCUUAAUACUUUGACUGUAAGAGCUACUGUUAACUUUUUAUCACUUCGUUUCCCAUAUGUGCAAACAUGCUACAAGCAGAGCAAUGAACCUGUACAAUGGGAACGAUGCAAGCAUAUGUAUGCUGUCUCGCAAGUGGCAACAUAUUCACUGUCAGGGUCCUUCUUUUUCUUAGCAGAGGUAUCAUCAGGUGCCAUUAAUACAAAAAAUGUAAUUCUUUGGAACAUUGUUUUAAUUACUAAUGUUCCUGUAAGUAUGCACUGACAUGUUAAUGCAACCCAAUACAGUUGCAUGAGAAAGACAAGCAAGCGAUCAGAAAAGUUUUACCAAGUUGAGCCUGUAUUUGAAUUGAGUCUAUUUUGAUCCUGAAUUCACUGUUGUGGUGAAUAAUAAAGCAAAUAACAGAAAUGGUGCAUCAUAAAACUGCACACAUUGCUUGUUGAUGAUUUAUCAACUUAUUCAACAUACCUCUCAAUGCAUUGAGGUUUGCAGCAGGUGUAUAGCAGCUGCAGUUAUCUUUGUUGGAAUUUUGAUCAUUUUGUGCAUGGUAAUGUCAUUUAGAAAAUGUGCAUAAAUUUAAGACACAAAAAAUGUGUGUGCAUGAAGUUCGUGUGCACAAAAAGGAAUAAAGCUGUUUUUUUUUAUAUAUAUAACCAUUACAAGGAAACUGCUUUGCUGCAGAACCCUUCUUUAUGUGUGCCAUAGGCAGUGUUCAUCCAGAGCAAAGCUGCUUAUGAUACACUACAUUGCUUUAUGUGGAGCUUUCAUGAAAAAUUACUGUGACACUCAGCAUUAGGGCACCUGUGGGCAGUGGAAAAUGUCAAUUGGCAUUGCCCACUUUGCACCACCUAUCGAGGAAGAUGAUUUUCGAGAGAGUGCAAUUGGUAAGUGAGCUAGUUAUUGCCUAAUGGCUUUGUUUCCGCUCAAUAUGAUGCUUGCUGUGGUAGCAGUGCAAUGUGAAACACCCAAAAGAUUUUUGUUUUGUUUUGUCCCCUUCAUUUUGUGCUGACUAGCAAGCACAUCUGGAAAUGGAGGAACUUGUUGCUGCCUAAGGUGUACCUAUCAGUGCACCCGACUGUACUUGUAUUCUUGUAUGUUUGUAGCACCUUUGUCCUUGUUGUCUUACGUACACAGCUUGUGACCCUGCUACUGCUACCCUGUUUUUGUGUCUCUCUUUGUGGAGAUGAGAGCAAGCUGGCACUAUUUCGUAGUGUUGCUGUGCUUUUAAUCUGUCAUACAUUUUGUUCAAAGGGAAAAUAAUAAACACUGUGUGACAUUUGCCAGCGACUUUGUUAUCAGGGCAACUCUGUGAAUGUGUGCCCACAACGUGUGGUCAAGAUACAUUGUCAAAUCCCCCUACAUACAUGUAUUCGCCUUGGGCGACCUUCCUAUAUUUUAUAAUAAACAGAGAAAUGUUUGUUACAA